Molecule: messenger RNA, 3989 nt
Organism: Aspergillus ibericus CBS 121593
Lineage: Eukaryota; Fungi; Ascomycota; Eurotiomycetes; Eurotiales; Aspergillaceae
Product: putative MATH and UCH domain protein
Exons: 4
Coding region: 109-3882 (1257 amino acids)
Biological process (GO): protein deubiquitination
Molecular function (GO): cysteine-type deubiquitinase activity; protein binding
Source: RefSeq, a predicted model, not a curated record
CGUCAUUUGAUUAUCGGCUCUUUUAUUCCUUUCUUGUGUCUUGUGGAGUUUGACCUAGUCAUCUCUCUCGCUUCGAUCGUGCUCUGACACUCAAGCUCAUUCUUCACAAUGGAUCCCACACCCGACGUUGGUGUCACCGUGGAGGAACACCUACCACCGAUCAUCCUCAGCACUCAAAUCUCGUCCACUGAGCCGGUCAGAGAGACCACCGUGACCAUCGAUGCAGCUUCAGAGGACCUUACAGACCCUCCCACAGACACCAUACUAUCAAGUGCGCCCUCACAACCCGACUCUCGGGAGGAUGUACAUCGGGUGGAGGAACAAUCCCCGGUGCAAGCCGACCCAGUAUCGGCUAUCCGUCCGCCGCAGCCCGAACUUGAACACGCUUAUUGGGCAGACAUCGAGGAGGAUUUGUCGGUUCCGGACGAUGCAGAAAUGAAGGAAAUCGAAUCCGCAGCCGAUGGCGAUUACAGUGCUUAUGAGUAUGACUACUGGGAGAAGAAUUUCCACCCCGAUCUCGAUGAUCCCGAGUACCGCCCGGUGGAGAAGGCUCGCAUGACAUGGAAAAUCAAGGGAGUUCGAGGCACUCCAGACUCUCCGAACCGGGCUAAGAUCAUGCGUUCGCCGCCGGCCUACAUGGGAGGUUAUUGGUGGACCAUCAAGUUCUUCCCUCGUGGAAACAACGUCGGGUCACUGAGUAUCUACAUUGAGUGUUCCCCGACGAUGCCCACUCCUGACAAGAACCUGCCCGAGUGCGACUUCAAAGUGCUUCACGGCCCAGCCGACGCACCUCUGGAUGUCAACACGCCGGAUGUUGACACGACGCUCGCUCAGACCGACGACACGGCGGCUUGGUUGGAGAAUUUCAAGGCCCAGUAUCGUCCUGCAGCCGACCAGGCCGGAUCCUCCUCAAAGUCCUGGCGAGUGUCAGCCCAGAUUGGCGUUAUUCUAUACAAUCCAGACGAACCGCGGACUGGGUGGAUGCAGUCGUCGUGCCAUCAGUUCAACCCACACAACCUGGACUGGGGCUGGACUAACUUCCACGGCCCGUGGGACCAGAUCCACCGCCGGCAGCGGGGCCAGCGCCAGGCGCUCCUCCGCAAUGACACCCUGGCGUUCGAUGCUUAUAUCCGCAUUGUUGACGAUCCCACGCGCUCACUUUGGUGGCAUGCCAGUGACACCGAGCCGACCUGGGACAGUCUGAGUCUGACAGGCUAUCGGCCCUUGGGCGACUCGGUUAUCAACCAUAGCGCGGAGGUCGCGGGGUUGGCCACUUGGGUGCAUCUGGCUCCUUUCUGCAAGAUCAUCCAAAAUGCCAAUGUUCUGGAGCACCUCAACGACUGUGAUGUCAAGCCUAAGCCUCUUUGCGAUGCACUCCAGAAGUUUCUGUGGCAGCUGCGUUCUCGGGGCCAGUCUCUCCAAUAUGUGGACACUGACAUGAUCACCUCGACCUUGCGGAAUCUGCACGAGUAUUCCGGGGAUGUGUGUGAGUUCUGGGAACGGCUGCGCCGUACCCUCGAGAUUGAACUUGCUGGUACAGACGCGGUAAAGGAACUUGCCAAGCUGUUUGACAGCCCCUCCCUUGACUCGCUUCCACAGGAAGCGCAGGGUCAGGAUGUGAUUAAUACCGUCCCCAAGGAUUACAACUCGCGCAUCUGCGUGCCCGCUGACCAAGCCAAGACCACCAGCGAAGCGUUCAGCUGGUACUUGGGUGCGAAGCCCGGACGCUGGGUGCUUCCACCCGUCCUCCACUUGGAAUUGGGCCGCCAGAAGCUGGACAAGGCAGCUCGCCAAUGGCGAUUGCUCUAUAAUCGGGUCGACCUAGACGAGGAGCUGGACUUGACACCAUGGCUGCUGGAUGGCCAGUGCGGCAAAUACGUCCUAUACGGUUACAUCGUCCACCGUGGUCGGCGCACCUCGGGCAAGUUCUUCAGCAUUCUUCGACCUGGAGGUCCCGGGACCAGAUGGCUCGCCUUCGAUGAUGGCAGCGACAAUCGUGUGGAAUGCCUGACUCGCAAGACAGCUCUGGGACCUCACCUCGGUCUUGACGCUUCGCAAAAGGUGGACCAUAAGACUGGUCACGAUGUCGCCAUUGCUGCGAUGUACAUCCGCACCGAUGUCGUCCAGGAAUUCUUGCCUGGCCCCCAAGGGCCAUGGGAUGCUCCUGAGAGACUUAAGGAGUAUUAUGAAACAGGAAUCUAUCCUGUGCAGUCGGAACCCCAGUCCGAAAAGGAUGAAAUUCAAGUGGAAGUCUACUCGCUGCCCAAGUACGAUCAGCUGGGCAGCUUGUUCGAUACAUAUGAUCUGAUGUCGCAGUCGAAGGCAGAAAAUAGUGUCAUGUAUCUGACUGUGCCUCGAUCGUCCAACUAUGUUGACCUUCGCAAGAAAAUUGCGAUGUGGGCAUCUGCAAAGUCUGGCGAAAGCGCCUGUGCGGAGCAUGUUCGUCUCUGGCAGAUUGGUCACACUCGUGACCAGUUUGGUCCUACCCUUGCAUUUGCUCGGAUUUCAGAUUUGACGAGCACCUUGAACUUCCCUCUGAAGACCGCUCGUUUCUGGAUGCAGAUUGUUUCAGAUGAGAAUGCGAAAUUUUUCGCCAUCGCGGAUCCGCCACAGGCGAUUGAGAUUCAAUCGAAGCCUGAAGAGGCUGUUGUCGAGCGCGCUGGCUCGGAAUCCUCGGAGGACAGACUCUCCCUCCCCGAAGGUGAGGCCCGCGCAAGCUCAUCCGGCACGCUGGGUGGCAUUGAGCAGCCGGCAUAUGGCAACGCAGUCAAUGUGUCCCACAUCGAAGUAGUUUCUCAGGACACCGUGCCUGCAGAGCUGAGUGGUACCGAUGAGCUUGUUCCUGGCAAUUCGGAGAACGAUGCGGUGAUCGCUGCCAUCAUUGCGGAAGAUAUCCAGCAGUUGGAUACCGACAGAAUCUCCGAUGAAGUGCCCCCAGCUAUCGAGGAGCCCAGCGAGGCACUGGCGCCUCAGACUGAGACUGAAUCCAACCCGACUGCGGACGUGCCCGCUCCCUCAGUCGAGUCUGAGAUCACUCAGCCCGUUGACCACGUCUACUACUUCAUUCAGAAGUUUGAUGUCGAUGCCCAGGCCCUACGGACAGUGGGAUCUUUCUUCUCGAAGAAGGAGGAGAACAUCAAAACUGCCGUCAGGAGGCAUCUGAAGUUGCCGCCGAUGAAGGACUUCCAGAUUUGGCAGCGUGUGGAUGGCACCACUGUGACAACAAUGUCAUCUGGCGAAACAUUCGAGGUCUAUGUCCCCGAUGGCACAUGCUUCAUCGUCGGUGACAAGUUGACCAAGGACAGACGCUCUCAGCUUAACGUGGCCGGUCUCUUCGGCAACCCCGAUCAAAUGGUCCGCUACCUGUGGGCUGAAUCACGUAGCCACCCCACCCGUGCUUUCACAGGUUCUAAGACCAUCGACGCGACCUUCACCAAUGAUUACUAUAGCGGCGAGUUCAAGAAGGGCUACUUCCACGGCAAGGGCAAACACAUCUCCGACCUCGCCGCUACCUAUGUGGGCGACUUUGUCCUCGGCAAGCGGCACGGAAACGGGUUCAUGGAGUACCCGACCGGAGACACGUACGACGGCGACUGGUUUGAGGGUAUUUGUCACGGACAGGGUACCUACGUCGAGCGCAAGACCGGCAACAAAUAUGUCGGUGGUUACAAGGAUGGCAAGCGCCACGGUAAAGGCAUCAGCUACUGGGAAGUGGCCGACGAAGAAAUGGAUCUGUGUCAGAUCUGCUACGGCGAGGAACAAGACGCCCUGUUCUAUGAUUGCGGUCACGUUUGCGCAUGCGUUACCUGCGCCCGACAGGUCGACCUGUGCCCGAUCUGCCGCAAGAGCAUUGUCAGUGUGGUGAAGAUCUACCGGACAUAGAGCAUAGAGCACAAGUGCUACGCUGAUACUUCAGUGCAUCGCACGGUGCAUCAGGGGGUUCCCUUGAGCCCCUUCAUUUGAUUUAAGUAAUCUUGCAUCGGAGAAUA